Molecule: messenger RNA, 506 nt
Organism: Eruca vesicaria subsp. sativa (arugula)
Lineage: Eukaryota; Viridiplantae; Streptophyta; Magnoliopsida; Brassicales; Brassicaceae
Source: the annotation of a GenBank genome assembly
UUACUCUUCCAACAACAAAUCACAAUCGUUCACUAUUCGUUCUUUUCUUUCUCUGAAUCUGCAAAAAAAGAAUUAACAAGAAGUUGGCUAUGGCGUUUCCGUCGUGUGUACAGUGUGGAACGAGACAAAACCCGUGUCGGUGCAAAGUGGUGGGACCGACGUUAGGAUUCGUGGCUUUUCUGGUGACCGGAAUCAUCGAAUGGCCAGUUGGUGCGGUGGUCUAUAUAUUUAAACACGGAAAGGGUCGCCGUAUAAUGGGUCAUCCAGCCACCGUGGUUUAUCCUAAAGUCUCAAGAUCUAUUCCCAUUUGACUUUGUCUUCGUUUAAUAUGAUAUGUAUGUAUUGUAUGUCUUUGGUUAACAAAUGUUUUUACUCUUUUUGUAAUAAAAGUUUCGAACCCAACUAUCCAAGUAUGGAUUAGUUUCUGAUAUGUAUAAUAAUAACCAACUAAAGAUUUACUCUAUGUAAUGAUGGAACUCAUUAUACUGUUAUUUUGUCGCUUUUUU